GUUGGGUAAGGACCGGCCAAUUGUAGUCGACGGUCAAGGUGGACCGGUUCCCACCUAAUCUGGCCGUCAAAUUACCCUACGGCGUCACCGAAGUUCGAUUCUUGGUCCUUUCCUUCCCCGUCCUUUUCUCGUGGAAUCCAUCGGAGCAUCGUAGAUUUCGGCAGGAAGUGAAAUCGUGGAAGGACGCUUCGAGGCAGGAAAAUAUGGCUUCUUGCAGCUGUUAUGCUCUGGCUUCUCCAUCUGCAUCCAUCAAUUCAACCAAGCCCCGGCGUCCCUCUCCCAAUGACCUUCUUCCUGCUUCAAGAGUUUCGUCAUUUAAAUCAAAGCCCCCCCAUUUUCCUCUUCAUCUAGACCAGAAUCUGUCGGACAACAACUAUUUUAGGAAAUCGAAAGUUGCUCAUGAUUUUAUGGCUCUUGCGUCAGGGGGAAAUUCUGAGCCUUUGAAGGUAAUGAUAUCGGGAGCUCCUGCUUCUGGCAAGGGAACUCAAUGCGAACUUAUUACUAAGAAGUUUGAUUUAGUGCACGUAGCUGCUGGAGAUCUUCUCAGGGCUGAAAUUGCUGCUGGAACAGAGAAUGGGAAACGAGCCAAGGAAUUUAUGGAGAAGGGGCAGCUCGUCCCAGAUGAAAUAGUUGUUGUGAUGGUAAAGGAACGUUUAUCAAUGCAAGAUUGUCUAGAGAAUGGGUGGCUUUUGGAUGGAUAUCCAAGGAGUGUAUCCCAAGCUACUGGUCUCAAGACAUUUGGGUUUGAACCAGAUGCAUUCAUUCUUCUUGAAGUCCCUGAAGACAUCCUUGUUGAGAGAGUUGUUGGCCGAAGACUAGAUCCUGUUACGGGGAGGAUAUAUCAUCUUAAAUACUCACCUCCAGAAACUGAAGAAAUUGCUGCAAGAUUGACUCAACGGUUUGACGACACUGAAGAAAAGGUUAAGUUGCGUCUGCUCACUCAUAACAGUAAUGUGGAAGCAGUGCUAUCCUUGUAUGAAAACAUAACAGUGAGAGUGGAUGGAAGUCUUCCCAAAGAAGAGGUCUUUGCUGAAAUUGACAGUAUUUUGACAGAGCUUAUUAAGAAAAAGGAGACCACAUUUGAUUCACUCUCCACAUAGCACAAGCUCAAUUAGGAAGUGCGGAUAAUAACGGAGUUACUGCAAAGCCGGAGGUAAACAUGUUUCAUUGAUCAGAUGUCGAGGGAAUACAAAGAAUACCUCCCCAUUGUACACGAAUGUGUCACUUUAUGCAAAAUUGGAAUGAGUUCAUCAAUAAUACAUGCGGAAGCUAUUUGUGCA
Andrographis paniculata is the source of this 1280-nucleotide messenger RNA. RefSeq names its product adenylate kinase, chloroplastic. The transcript is spliced from 7 exons. Gene Ontology annotation, molecular function: nucleoside diphosphate kinase activity; AMP kinase activity; ATP binding. Gene Ontology annotation, cellular component: cytoplasm. The record is from RefSeq and is a predicted model, not a curated record. NCBI's taxonomy places the organism in Eukaryota, Viridiplantae, Streptophyta, Magnoliopsida, Lamiales, Acanthaceae. Bases 204 to 1100 code for a protein of 298 amino acids. Gene Ontology annotation, biological process: nucleoside triphosphate biosynthetic process.